Messenger RNA from Prorocentrum cordatum, 429 nucleotides. NCBI's taxonomy places the organism in Eukaryota, Dinophyceae, Prorocentrales, Prorocentraceae. The record is from the annotation of a GenBank genome assembly.
AUGUUUAUGGACACGGAGACAUACGAGGAAAAAGCCGUCCCAAGAGCGGUCAUGGGACAGCUCGGCGACUGGCUCACCGAAGGCGUGAACGUCUACAUCGAGGAAGAUUACGAUGGCAAGCCGAUCUUUGCCAGGCUCGAGCCGGGCACCGAACUCAUCGCGGAGGUCGAGAUCGCCCAGGGCAGCACUGGCCGGUCGGACGGCGACCAGCAGGUAACGUACACGAACGGCGUGACGCAGGCUGCGCCGGCGUACAUCAAAGCAGGCGAUAAGGUCCUGAUCAACCAAAGGGACACUUUGAGUUCUGCUUCCAGAAGCGGCUCUAGACGGCGCGCCGCGAGAAUCGAUGCCAACCGCCCGGGUUGCAGUUUCCCUCUUGGGGCUCCAGGGUUGCCACAGCCAGAACAUCAUUACUCCCCAUACCGGUGA